UCAUAUGACAGAUUAGUAAAUUUAAAGCAAAUUUAUGGGGAGUUGCAUGAAAUUUGUGAACUGAUCAACAUCACAUUUGGAUGGUCUUUACUCACAAUUGUUGCACAGAAUUUUAUUGACUUCAUUGGCCACAACUACAGAUUAUUUUUGGCUUUCGGAAAAUCAGAAAUAAACUUCGAACAUGUUGGUGAAAGUGUAGCUUUACUCAUACCGAUUACAGUUAUGCUAGGUGCCAUGGUCUUUUAUUGCUCGUCAUGUUCACGACAAACACGAUUCUUAGGCAGCUAUUUGCAUCGCAUUAAACAGAGUAAUGAAAAUGAUCCACAAAAUGAUCUGAUUAGAGAAUUUUCCAUACAAUUGCUGCACGAUCCUAUCUUUAUAUCAGCAAAUGGAGUGUUCCACAUCGAUUUCAAUUUAAUCGGUUCGUUAAUAGCGUUGACCAUUACAUACAUGGUGAUUUUGAUCCAAUUUGAGAUGUCAACCAGAGGAAAACCGAUAAGAAAACCAAUAAUGAAGCCAAUGGAAAAUGGAACAAAGCAAUUAAUCCAUUAGCGAUAUGGACUCGUAUUUAUGUAAACACUCAAAACCGAAAGAUUAAA
This is a messenger RNA of Sitodiplosis mosellana (orange wheat blossom midge), 599 nucleotides long. Its product is annotated as gustatory receptor 23a-like. The coding region runs from base 223 to 552 and encodes 109 amino acids. The record is from RefSeq and is a predicted model, not a curated record. Gene Ontology annotation, cellular component: membrane. Gene Ontology annotation, biological process: sensory perception of taste. NCBI's taxonomy places the organism in Eukaryota, Metazoa, Arthropoda, Insecta, Diptera, Cecidomyiidae. The transcript has 3 exons.